CUUUCGCCAAGCGUUUCCAUUGGUUUUGGGGGAGUUCCAUGUUCGGCUAACAUCUUUAAUCAGAACCAAUAGUCGCCUCAUGAUCAACGAUUGUGACGUUCAGAAUCCAAAUGAAAAUAAAUACACUGGUGCGGUGAUUCGAGCCCAUUAUCGAUAUGGAUUGCAACGAAGAACUACUGGAGAUUGGUGCCCCUUGGCCCACCGUGAAAUCAAUGCCUAACACUGGAAUUGUUUUCUUCUUACAAUAUGCGUUUUUUUACUUUACCGGCCUUCUUUCCGGGCUAAAGGAUUGUCUUUUCACUCUACCUGUCGGCUUACAAUGGCAGCCUUGUGCAUGCAACGGAGUUCAAUGGGAGCUCAUUAUGGCAGUGGCUUCAGUGUUGGCAUUAAUGAGGAUCGUCCAGGUGACAAAGAGUAGGAGAUACCUAUUGACUGAGAAAGACAUGGCUGAUAGAAUAUCCCAGCUGUUCGAGGAGAAGUGUAACACCCUGGAAGAGUUGUCUGAUAUGAAACGACUGUUAGGAGAAUGCGAAACAAGGGCUGAAAUGCAGUUAGCGAACCUUCAGUCAUCACAGCAGGAAUGUCAGGAACUGAAGAUGAGAUUGAAAAACACUGAGAAUGACCGUGGUGCUGUCAAGGAACAUUACUCUGGGGAUGCCAUAGACACUAGUGUUACCAACACUAAACCCACUAAUGUGAAGAAUGAAGAAAAAAUCAAACAGGGCAAUAAGAGGUGGAAUGCAGUCUUAAUCAGAUCAAAACGUCUGAAAGAGAAGAACAGUGUUUUAAAUUGUAAACUCCAGGAAGCCAACCAAACGUAUGAGCAGACCCUUACAAAACUCUCUGAAGACCUGGAGAAGAUGGAGGAGCACCUUCAAUCUCAACAACUAAAGACCUGUGCUGCUGAACAUGCCCUGGCUGUCGAGAAGCAGGAGGGGAAGAUACUCCGCCAGAUGAUAUUUGAACUGACCAACCCGGACAAGGACAUCUCCUGGAACAAGAAGCCCUAUGUGGCCCAAACCUCCCCCGUGAAUACCUUCAAGGCCGUGCCCUCCCAGGAUCUGUUUGGCCGACCAACCAAAACCAUGAACGCCUCCAACCACAAGCAAGACCUGACUGAGGUGUUAGCAAAAGCCACCGAUCUAACCUCCUCAGCGAACAAAACACCUGCCACAAUGACGAAUGAGAAAACAACAUUGAAGAAUGAGAAAAGUACAGGACAAGACCCAGGAUCUCAGUGCUUUUCCAAGCCUGCCACCCAUCAGGACCGCCGACGGCGGUACUGCUUCCCGUUCAGGAAGUGGUUCCGGGUGAGCAAGUUUUUCCCGCAGUCUUCAAGCAAAGAUCCCGUGGUCAAUGUCUGUCCUCCUGGAACUCCUGAGGCGCUCCACCUUGUUGUCGACUCGCCUUAGUGGUUCUCUCUCGUGCCCUUUUAUAGACAGCUGAUGACAUCCUGCAGCUGGAACA
Molecule: messenger RNA, 1467 nt
Organism: Esox lucius (northern pike)
Lineage: Eukaryota; Metazoa; Chordata; Actinopteri; Esociformes; Esocidae
Exons: 12
Coding region: 156-1412 (418 amino acids)
Source: RefSeq, a predicted model, not a curated record